AAGUUUUGCGUACCAGACGCAAUCCCAAAAUGCAUGAGUUCCUACUCAGUCGGACCAAAUCGCAAACGUUCAUGUAUAAAUGGAUUGCUAUGUUUUUACUUUACGAGAACUCCUAAAACACUGCUAGUUGCUACUAUUAUGGCAGCUCGAAACCAUGUAUGCCUCCUCGUCGAAUUGAUGAUCAUUGCCAUUGCUUCGCUCAAACUAGCCACGUUUUGCCGAGCAAAGGAGGGGCAAUGGCAACUUCUCUUGAACAAUACAGGGGUGGUGGCUAUGCACAUGGCGGUGACUCACCUCAAUACCGUCAUUAUGUUCGACCAAACGGGUGCCGGCCCAUCCAGCUACCGUCUCCGUAGGAGCUUCACGAGUGGAAGAAGGUGUACGGAUGAUUCUUCUGAUGAGUCCUGCUACGCUCACUCUAUCGAAUACGACAUUUCUAGCAAUUACAUUCGAGCUAUGAGGCUUGAGACCGAUCCUUGGUGUUCCUCGGGUUCUUUCUUGAGCAAUGGAACACUUCUUCAAACCGGUGGAUAUGGCAACGGCUCUCGAAGAAUCCGUUAUUUCAGGCCUUGUUGGGAUGGCCGGUGUGAUUGGGUGCAAUCGAAGAUAUCGAUGUCCUCUAGAAGAUGGUAUUCUUCCAAUCAAAUACUCCCCGAGGACGAUCGGGUCCUCAUAGCAGGCGGAAGAAGAGUCUUCUCCUACGAAUUCGUACCAAAGUUGUCGUCGACGGACGAAUCUCAUGAUCUUCCCUUCUUGCACCAAACGUAUGACAGAAAUGGAGGAGGAAACAAUCUAUAUCCCUUCCUUCACCUUUCCUCAGACGGCAACUUGUUUAUUUUCGCCAACCGAGAUUCAAUCCUCUUCAACUAUAAACAAAACAAGGUGAUCAAAACUUUCCCCCGGAUGCCUGGAAAAGGAUCGAGGAGCUACCCAAGCUCAGGUUCAUCGGUGAUCCUCCCGUUGGAGCACGGCCACAAAUUCCGCAAGGUGGAAGUGAUGGUGUGUGGGGGAGCAGCACCAGGAGCUCAUAGAGCGGCGGGAAGGGGCAAGUUCUUGAAGGGACUAAAAAGCUGCGGUAGAAUGGAGAUCACGGGAAACAAGCACAAGUGGAAGAUGGAAAACAUGCCGGGGCCACGCCUUAUGAACGACAUGAUAAUCCUUCCCACGGGCCACAUCCUAAUCGUCAACGGAGCUCGGCGAGGUAGCGCCGGUUGGAACAAUGCGGCGGGUCCUUCCCUCGUGCCGUACCUCUACAAGCCAAAGAAGGCACUCGGAAGAAGGUUUUCAAUGCUCAAGUCCACCAAAAUAGCAAGACUUUAUCACUCCUCUGCAAGUCUCCUCCCUGAUGGGAGGAUUUUGGUUGCUGGCGGGAAUCCGAACCAGCAAUACGUGUUUGAAAACGUGACUUACCCUACCGAACUCAGGUUACAAGCGUUUAUGCCGCACUACAUGGACAGAAGAUACCACAAAUACCGGCCGGAAAAUGUCACGAUAGAAACCCAAGGCGAUCGCAGUGUCAAGUACGGUGAAGACUUCACGGUUCGAUUCUGGCUGGGGAGGAGUUCAAGCAAAGUGGUUGAGUUUAGCAUCUAUGCGCCCCCCUUCACGACGCAUUCCUUAUCGAUGAAUCAGAGGCUGCUCAAACUCUUGAGUAAGAACACGGUUAGAGAUGCGGCGAAGGGGUGGGUGAAUGUCACCGUCGAAGCCCCUCCAUCUCCUAAUGUUGCGCCGCCAGGCUAUUACAUGCUCACAGUCGUUAAUGGAGGAAUUCCUAGCAUAUCUCAGUGGAUCAGAUUCAUGCAUGCUUAGAAGUUCUCUUAAAA
Messenger RNA from Syzygium oleosum, 1823 nucleotides. RefSeq names its product aldehyde oxidase GLOX-like. NCBI's taxonomy places the organism in Eukaryota, Viridiplantae, Streptophyta, Magnoliopsida, Myrtales, Myrtaceae. The transcript has a single exon. The coding region runs from base 34 to 1809 and encodes 591 amino acids. The record is from RefSeq and is a predicted model, not a curated record.